AUGCUACACCCUGCUGAGGAGCGUGCGCAAGAAACCUACUACGAUGUGCUUUGUGUUGAAGAAACCGCAAGCUAUGAGGAAAUCCGAGCACAUUACAAGGCGGCCGUCCUUCGCUCACACCCAGACAAGCUCAGCUCCAAACAGGCAAUUGGGGAUCACCAGGUGGUACAAGAGAGAUUUCUGAAGAUCCAUAAGGCCUGGGAAGUUCUCAGUGAUGCAGAGUUGAGAGCAGCUUAUGACAGGCACUUGAAGGGCUUGAAAUCUGGCCCAUCAGUGUAUGCAGAUGAAAUUGAGUUGAAGGAUAUGAGUGUGAGUGAUUGUGGAGACGCUGUGGAGCUCAUUUUCCCUUGUAGGUGUGGGGACAAUUUCUCAAUUACUUUGGAUGAGUUGGAGGAGAUGGGAUUUCUGCUGGAUGGUAACAGGGUGUUGGAGGGGCAGGAUGUCUCUGAUCUGGCACCUGUGUCCGUUACAAUUUCUUGUUCCUCAUGUUCUUUGAUGAUUUGCUUAAGAAUAGAUAGCACUUGA
Molecule: messenger RNA, 525 nt
Organism: Spirodela intermedia
Lineage: Eukaryota; Viridiplantae; Streptophyta; Magnoliopsida; Alismatales; Araceae
Source: the annotation of a GenBank genome assembly